AUGCCAGGGGUACCAUCCAACAAGGCUUGCGAGCGUUGUAAAAAGAGACAUCUCAAGUGCGACGAAACGCGGCCAAGCUGUCAGCGUUGUACCAAUGCUGGCGUGGAGUGCCCUGGUUAUGUCCAAACUCGCAAGUUCAUAGACCAAGGUGCUUCUGUAAGGCGUCGCUAUGCACCUUACAGUGAAGCUCACUCGAAGCCACAUGCGACCAAAUCGAAGGAGGGUGUAGCCAGUAAUCAAUUUGAGCAAAAUGUGAUGCAAAGUACUGCUGACCAGGGUCUGUCCCACACCAACUUGGCCUUGGGAACCGCCGAGGUCACUCAGUUAGCGGUCCGUUCAACGCCAAAUGAGCUAGUGUCAGCCGUGCAAGACCCACCCGUGCAAACAGACGGCAUGGCCGAGGUUGUGAAUCAACCCGCAGUACAGACUGGGGCAGCCGAAAUUGCAGGUUCGGACCAACAGAGUGCUUCCAGUCGGAGCAACGCACAGAGCUCAUUUUCGCCAAAUAAGUCCGCAGCUGGAGGUUUCGCCGAGCGAAAUAAUGUCUAUGGCGAGCUCAAGAAAUCCACUGCUGCUACGCAUGUGAGCUCUCCAAGGAGUCCCUCGCAGCAUGUCGAGGAAGAGGAGUUUCAGGAUAUAUUCUCCGAGCUCAUGACCGGUACCGAGCACGAGCUUGCAUUCCUUACGAGGCACUUCUCCGCAACUCUGGGACCCUGGCUAGACAUCUCAGACUCUGGAAAGUUCUUUUCAGCAUACGUUCCGGUUCGCGCGAUUGACGACCCUUGUCUCAAGUAUGCAAUUGCAGCUCUGGCAGCGAAGCAUCUUGGAAGAGUCAAAGGCGUAAUAUCUCCGGCCAGUGGAGGACUGUUUACCAGUCCACCGACAAUGGAGGUGUACCCGAAUUCCGCCCAGGUGGACUGGUUUCUAAAAGCUGCUAAUUACUACUAUCUUGCCGCGUCUCACAUCAACACCUCGGUCUCCGAUGCCUAUUCAGCUGUCUCUAGCACAGCCGUCCUGGAGUCGCCAGUGGAGAAGAUCAGUCGAUGGCUGAACCUUCAAGUACAGCAAACUGGACAUGGACCUCCUACGGAGCAACCAGUCAUAGGGACCUUUUGGAGAAAAGUGGAAGACUUACUCGCCGCCGCGGUCAUACUCACAACGUACAAGCUCUUGGAUGAAGCCGCAGAAAUGUGGCAAUCUCAUCUCAGCGGUGUCAAAUCUGCUUUUGAUAGUCUCUUGCAAAUAUACAGCAAUCAUGCAGAGCCCCCGCAGUUUUCACAUGGGAUUGCGGCCUGCUUAUUUGACUUGGCUCGCUUCGACUAUCUAGGGGCAUACUUUACUCGGUCUUUGACACAUUUUGAUCCGGACAGCCUCACACUAUGGAGAGCCGCCGGCGUCCCCAUUGACGAUCAAGGAAUCCUCCUGUUAGAGAGUGGACUGACUCGAAACCCAAUGAUGCUCCAACGGGAGGACUUGGCAGCAAACAGUCUAAUCUGGCUUCUGAACAAAGUUCUUAACUUCUUAGCGGCUUCGAAAAGGUCCCAGGUCGAGCAGUGGGUCGGUCAGCCGCCGACAAAUUCACCUUCUCCAACCGUCACAUCUCCACGUUCCCAGCCGACGACAUCGACUUGGUUGAGACUCUGCUUCGAGUUCCAAACGUGGGUUGAGAAGAUUCCCGAGACCUUCCGCCCCUGCCUGCGUCUUGCUCGCCCAAAGGAUCUAUCCAAACUGCCUGAGAUCGCCGAAAUGCCAUUCCCCGAGAUCUUCUACGGCAUGACAUCCUGCGCCGCUGCGAUGCAGCAGUAUCAGUUUGGCCGCCUUGCAUUGUUACUCAACCGUCCACCGGAUGUGAUCAGCGCACCGAGCACCGCCUUUGACCGGUUACAGGGCUAUCGCGAGUUGACGAAAGAGGUCGACUACCGCUGCAAAGAGAUCUGUGGCAUCGCUCUCGGCAGACCGCAGGGUGGUGUCCGUAUCUACAUGAUACCCCUGCUCUUUGCCGUGGGGCAGUGUCUCGAGAGCCCUGAGGAACGUCAGAUUAUUGGAGACCUACUACGCGGCGUCGAAGCUGAUCUAGGAUGGGCGACUGGUUCACAAAUUCAGAAGCUCCAGAAUCUGUGGGAUCAGUGA
Messenger RNA from Aspergillus lentulus, 2130 nucleotides. Its product is annotated as Zn(II)2Cys6 transcription factor domain-containing protein. Lineage: Eukaryota; Fungi; Ascomycota; Eurotiomycetes; Eurotiales; Aspergillaceae. Gene Ontology annotation, molecular function: zinc ion binding; DNA-binding transcription factor activity, RNA polymerase II-specific; transcription cis-regulatory region binding. Gene Ontology annotation, biological process: positive regulation of transcription by RNA polymerase II. The record is from RefSeq and is a predicted model, not a curated record. Gene Ontology annotation, cellular component: nucleus.